Molecule: messenger RNA, 2121 nt
Organism: Nicotiana tabacum (common tobacco)
Lineage: Eukaryota; Viridiplantae; Streptophyta; Magnoliopsida; Solanales; Solanaceae
Source: RefSeq, a predicted model, not a curated record
AUGAAUUGCUUGCUAACUGUUGUAUAUGGUUACAAUACAAUAGAGAAAAGGACAACCUUAUGGGAGAACUUGAAAGAGGUGGCACAAGGUAUAAACAUGUCAUGGUUAGUUACUGGUGAUUUCAAUGCAGUAAUGGCUCCACAAGAUAGAAUGUUUGGGAAUCCAGUGACCUAUGCAGAGACUAAAGAUUAUGUUGAUUCUAUGGCUCAUCUAAAACUGAACAUUAAGAUACCAUUCAGAUUUUUGAACGUAUGGGCUAAGAAUGACAACUUCUUACCACUGCUGAACAAUGAGGAUUUCAAAUACAUAUCACAAAAGAUUGAGAAGACUAGAGCUGAAUUGAUCAAUACUCAGAAACAAAUCAGUAACAAAUGCUCUGAUGAAUUAGUAGAAAUGGAGAGACAACAGCUACACAACUUGGAGAAAUGGUCUAUGAUUGAGGAGCAAGCAAUGAAGCAUAAAUCCAAGGCACAUUGGAUAAGGCUAGGAGAUUCUAAUACAAAAUAUUUCAUAGCUAUUAUCAAAGAAAGCAAAAAUACUACCAGCAAUCAACAAGCACACCAUGAGAAAAGGCCCUACCUUAUCACACCAACAAAAACUGGACUUCUGUACAAAGCCUGGCAAGUAGUGAAGGGAGAUGUAGUGGUGGCAGUCAAGGAAUUCUUCAGUACUGGAAAAAUGUAUAAGGCAGUCAAUUGUACUGCUAUUACAUUAGUGCCAAAGACUGCUCACCCUGCCACAGUAAAGGAAUAUAGGCCAAUAGCAGGUUGUUCUGUCCUAUACAAGAUUAUAGCAAAGAUACUAGCAUCUAGAAUGCAACAAAUGAUUGCUGAUGUCAUCUGUCAAGCACAUGCAGGCUUCAUACCAGGACGGAAGAUUGCUGAUAAUAUCAUACUCAUAAAUGAACUAGUGAAGUCCUACACUAGAAAACAAGUAUCACAUAGAUGCACGAUCAAAAUUGACCUUCAAAAGGCAUAUGAUUCUGUUGAAUGGCCUUUUCUGGAACAGGUCAUGUUUGAACUAGGUUUCCCAUCUCAAUUUAUUACUUGGAUAAUGGAAUGUGUGCAUACAGUGAACUAUACCAUUGUGAUAAAUGGGGAACCAACAGAGCUUUUUAAUGCUGCAAGGGGUCUUAGGCAAGGGGAUCUAAUCUCACCUUUUCUCUUUGCUAUGGCUAUGGAGUACCUUAGUAGAUGCCUUAAUGAACUCAAAGAAGUAAAAGCUUUUAAAUAUCAUCCUAGAUGUGCUAAGCUGGGAAUCACUGAUCUCAGUUUUGCAGAUGAUCUUCUUAUGUUCACUAGAGGAGACAUAGCAUCAGUAGCAGCAAUGCAGCAAUGCCUUCUUCAUUUCUCUGCAGCCUCUAGUCUUAAGGCUAAUAUGGGGAAGAGUUGUGUAUAUUUUGGAGGGGUUCAACAUCAGGAUAAAGAAACAAUAUUAGCAAGCUGGGAUUCAACCAAGGAGACCUCCCUUUCAAGCAGGGUUCAGUUGAUACAAUCAAUUAUUUUUGGGGUACAAUCAUAUUGGGCUCAAUUAUUCAUAAUACCUGCAAAAUUUCUAUCACUUAUAGAGGCUUACUGUAGGAGCUUUGUAUGGUCUGGAACUAAUACAAUCACAAGGAAAGCACUGGUAGCAUGGGAAAGAGAUGUGAAUAUUCCAAGAGACUCUGGGAAAAGACUAUGCAGUAGCUUCAACAUCAAAGCUGCAAGCAUUCUCAGUGGAAACACCAUCUGGAAUGGGCUAUCAAAAGUGCAAAAGGGAGAUCACCGCAAGCUCAAAUAUGCAGGAUGGCCUGCAGAAGAUGGUCGAGAGGAUCGAGCAGCUCUGCGAGGAGGUCAACAUGAUGAAGGCGAAGACCUUGGGGGUGGAAAGAAGGUAUGGACUGCUUUGCUGCGGAAAAAGAGACUGCUUUAUCCCAAUUGUCAUCGGCCGAAAGCCAAGUCUGAAGCUAAAACAGCAAAAGCCGAGACAGAGGCGAUCGUGGUCGUCUACCGAGCCAAUGCUGAAGCCGCUCAAGUUCAAACUAGAGAGCGUGAAGCUGAUGCUGGAGCACUGUCCUCCUCCUCCGAUGAUGAUGACGCCGAGAGCAAGAGCAGGUCUGAGAGCGGGGGGAACCUCGAUUGA